Messenger RNA from Colletotrichum paranaense, 1098 nucleotides. RefSeq lists its product as uncharacterized. The record is from RefSeq and is a predicted model, not a curated record. Bases 1 to 1098 code for a protein of 365 amino acids. NCBI's taxonomy places the organism in Eukaryota, Fungi, Ascomycota, Sordariomycetes, Glomerellales, Glomerellaceae. The transcript has a single exon.
AUGGAGGUUGAUGGACUAAGGAAGUCCUACUGGCUUAUCGACGGCGAAAUCUGGAACGACGAGGUCGAGGAGACUCCACUGAUACAAAGGGCAUGGGUUUUUCAAGAACGGUUCCUUGCUCCAAGAGUGCUGCAUUUCGGGAAACGACAGUUGGCAUGGGAAUGUAAUGAGCUCACAGCGCUCGAGAUGUUCCCCGCCGGGUUACCUUCUUUUGUUGUGCCUCAAUCCAAAUCCGAGAUUAGAUCAGCACUCAUCGGAGACCAAUCACCUGGCGAGCCCGCGAACCGACACUUUCGCGAGGCGUGGAGCUUCCUUGUUGGCCAGUACUCCCGGUGCGAGCUGACGAACGAAACGGAUAAGCUCAUCGCCUUUAGUGGCGUUGCCAAAAUGGUGGAAUUAUAUACGGGAAACGAAUACAUCGCCGGGACUUGGAAGAACACAUUGAUCUACGAUCUUGCAUGGUACCGUACUGGUACCAACAGCGAAAAAUGGCCAUCAAGCAGCACGUCCUACCGUGCCCCUAGUUGGUCUUGGAUGGCUGUGGAAGGGGAAAUAUUUCUUCCUUUUGGUUCGGAAGACGUGGUAGAGCAUUUUGCUACGGUUCUAACGUAUCCAACGUCUGAGGAAGUAGGUACUACAGCUUUUCAGGCUAGGGGCCAUAUCGAGCUAGAAUGUAUCCCUCUGAUGCUUGACUCCAUCAAGUGGGCAGGGGAUACAAUCACUGAGUUUGAAGUGGCUGGUAUCCGUGUCACUGAUGAUGCCGUCCAAAGUGGAUCUCAUUUGGACUUAGAAGGGUCUGAAGAAGAGAUAAAAAGUUUAACUCAAGACCGAGGUGUCUUAAUGGUGCCACUCUUUGCCACUAAUUUGGCCGUUUUUGCUGUUUUGGUGUCUGAAGAAAGAGGCUCUGGAAGUUAUCUUCGUGUUGGCGCUGCUCAGAUUGAGUAUGGGAGAAUACUUGACGCACUGCAAGUGAGGAUACCUGAGGGCUGGACGAUGAGUGGUUCUUCGCCGUUAAUUGUCCACAAAACCACAUCUCGCCUCCUCAAGCACCUUGCAGAAGUGCGAAGCAUGUCCCAAAGGUUUAUCAGGCUUAAUUAA